Molecule: messenger RNA, 1528 nt
Organism: Cannabis sativa
Lineage: Eukaryota; Viridiplantae; Streptophyta; Magnoliopsida; Rosales; Cannabaceae
Product: mitogen-activated protein kinase kinase 9-like
Exons: 3
Coding region: 155-1528 (457 amino acids)
Biological process (GO): protein phosphorylation
Cellular component (GO): cytoplasm
Molecular function (GO): protein serine/threonine kinase activity; ATP binding
Source: RefSeq, a predicted model, not a curated record
UAUUCCUAUUAAUUAUUAUCAACUUAAACUUUAAUUAGCUCUGAUCAUUGUUGUAAACCCCAAAACCCAUUCACUCACACUCAACUCACUCACUCACUCAACCCCAAUACCACCUUCAAAACAAUAAUCCAAUCAAACCCUAUAUAUAAAUAACAUGCCUGUCGUACGAAGAGGACGUACUCAUCUCAAUCUCCACCUUCCCUCAACGAAACUCUCCCAUGUUCGGCCACCUCGCAUCUCUCUCCCACUACCUCCCACUUCCAGUACUGCUGCCCCCACCCAAUUCAACUGGUCAUCUUCCUCCGCGCCUAUCUCAGCCGCCGAUCUCGACAAGAUUCAAGUUCUCGGAAGCGGCAAUGGCGGAACAGUCUACAAAGUCCGCCACAAGGAAACCUCAGAAAUCUACGCUUUGAAAAUACUCCACGACAAUUCCGAUUCAAAUUUCCGCUGCCAGCUCAACAGCGAGAUGGAGAUCCUCCGCCGUACGGACUCACCUCACGUGGUCAAAUGCCACAGCAUCUUCCAAAAUUCAUCGGGAGAGUUUGGUAUAGUCAUGGAGUAUAUGGAUUCAGGUUCCUUAGAGAAUGUUCUCAAAUCCGAAGGAGCUUUCUCUGAAUCUAAAGUUGCUGACAUAGCAAAGAAAGUCCUCAACGGUCUUCACUACCUUCACUCCCACAAAAUUAUUCAUCGUGAUAUCAAACCAGCCAAUCUCUUAGUGAAUUCCAAAAUGGAAGUUAAGAUCGCCGAUUUCGGGGUAAGCAAAAUCCUCGGCCCUACUUUGGAUACUUGCAAUUCCUAUAUUGGAACGUGCGCUUACAUGAGUCCGGAGAGGUUGGAUUCGCUGACUUAUGGCCAAAAUUACAACGGUUACGCUGGAGAUAUUUGGAGUUUGGGUCUCACCCUAAUGGAGCUUUAUAUGGGUCAUUUUCCUCUAUUUCUGCCAGGUCAGACACCUGAUUGGCCUACUUUGAUGUGCGUUGUAUGUUUCAGUGAGCUGCCGAGUUUCCCAGAAGGCGUUUCGGAUGAGUUUAGGAGCUUCCUUCACUGUUGUUUGCAGAAGGAAUCAAGUAAAAGAUGGUCUGUGUCGAAGUUGUUGUCUCACCCGUUUAUCUGUAAAGAUUCUACAAUCGAAGAACCAGCAAGGCAAGAAAUCGAGGGAAAAACAGGGAGAGUUGUUUUGGAAUGCUGCAAGAAGAUCAAGUUCAUGUUGACUAAGUUGCUCUGGUUUUUUGAGUGUUGUAGAGUCAAUUAUGACUGGGAUUCUAGGUUCGAUUUGGAAAGAUUCGAUGGUACGGGUGAUUUCAGUUUGUGGAAAGAAAAGAUGUUGGCCAUAUUUACCUACCAGAAGCUAGAUUCAGCAUUAGAUGAAGAUCUUGGUGCUGAUGAUGUCAAGAAGAAGGACAUGGAUGAAUCAAAGAAGAAGGAAUCGGAUACUGUUAUGAAGCAAGCUAGAUCCGCCAUUGUCAUGAACCUUGCAGACAAUGUACUUAGGCAGGUGAUUAGUGAGAAGUUAGCUCUUGGAAUUUAG